AUGAGUUUACAACCAUUUGGAAAGAAGAAUAAGUAUAGUCAAGUUGAUGUUGCCAUUGGAUUCUUACAUCAUUGUUACAAUGGAGACUUUGCCAAUUCACUAAAGUAUAUAUCAAUGAUGAAUGACCCUAAACAGGUGGAACAGAUAUUCAACAGUUGCUAUAGAGUUGGAUCAUUCAAAUAUAUUAAGAGUGCUACUGCCUUGCGUGGUAAUGGACAUGUUUAUGUUAUUGCUCAACAUGAGAGUGAUGAGUAUCAAUGGAUAUUCUAUGUGGAUAAGACUAUACGUGGAUGGGAUCAACGUAUGAAUGGUUCAUAUAGACAACCAAAUGAGAAUGGUCAGCAGGUUCAAGAGGUGCUUCAUAACACUGAAGUGAAGCAGCCGACUGCUUCGAUGAUGAGGCUGGCAUCUUCCCCACAGGCUGCCGCACCCAAGAACAGAGUGAUCAGAUUCCAUUGGACUACACCACUGUCAUCCAGAGACCUCAACUCUAAUGGAACAUUCGAGUUGUUAAUGCCACCAAACAGACCAUUCCAAAGACAUAUCAAGUUCAACGUGAUCACUCCCAACAUCACAUUGGAGCGUGCCUAUCACAUCAAUGGAAACACAUACCUGGUUCUUCGACCAAAGUCUAACUCCACAUCUUCAUUCCUGGGCGGUCUUUUCGGCUCGCUGAGCACAUCACACGUCGAGUACACAUUGGACAUUGAGUUCAAUCCAAAUCGUUUACAGACCAGUGGCUAUGGUGAUCAACUGGCGGAAUGGUACCCCAAUGAUGACCCACGCCAAUACCUCGGUGUGACUGAUCACACCUCGGCAAGGAUAGAUCCACAUCAUCCAAGAAUCCAACAGAUUGUACGAAGUAUAUUGGAAGGCAAGCAACAUCUCGAUGUCAUUGGCAAGGCCAAGGCCAUUGCAACAUGGGUCGGUCAGAUACCCUACGAGAUACCCAAGCCAGGCAUGCCAUGGCCAACACUCGAGCAAUAUCUUCAAAGUAACUUUAGAUACUGUGAAUGUGGAGGACAUGCACUAUUCUUUGUAAUGUUAUCUAGAGCUGCUGGUAUCCCUGCAAGAAGACUGUUUCAUCCUUGGAUUGUUAGCCAUCGAGGCGAGAGAUUCGAGAGGUUUGAUUCACAUUGUAUAGCAGAGUUCUAUGAGGCUAAGCAUGGUUGGGUGCCUGUGGACGCUACAGGUGCAUUCUCAGAUACAAAUGCAGAGCAAUGGAUGCGAGUGCCAAUGUCCAAUCCAAAGACAUGGCCCACUGGACUUACAAUGACAGUAGAGUCACAAGAUGGUAAGGAGUUGCGUGCUAUCAAUGCCAAACACAACCGUACUCUACAAGAUUGUAAGGUAAUGUUCCUUUCUUGA
Molecule: messenger RNA, 1368 nt
Organism: Acytostelium subglobosum LB1
Lineage: Eukaryota; Evosea; Eumycetozoa; Acytosteliales; Acytosteliaceae
Exons: 3
Coding region: 1-1368 (455 amino acids)
Source: RefSeq, a predicted model, not a curated record